AUGGCGCCAAUGAAACAGGAUAAUCUUUUUAGUAGUAGUAGUAAUUACUACGGCGAGGACGUCGUCGCUUCGCCUCCCCACCAGAUGGAGGCCGUCGACAUCCUCGCCAGCUGCUACCUUGGGCCGAGUGGUAUUCCUGAGGUCCCUUCGACGGGACUUCCAUCGCCGCCAUCAAGCCCCCCCCUCGCGGCCCUCGACACGUCAACCAACCAGCUGGCGGUGACUGCCAAGGCGAAGUCAUCUGCUGGAAACAACAACAGACGUGCCGGGAGCAGUAAUCACAACAACAGCAGGGGACGUCGAGGGGGGGCAACACUACGCAUCAGGGAAGAAUGUGAGAGGUUCUUUUGCGAGACAUUGCGCGCCGUGCUUCUAGGUGAGAAGAACUCGGCGGUGCAGGGCUCGGGCCUGGCUAGUGUUUAUCACGACAACGACAAUUGCAACAACCAUCCCAACCAUGGUACCACAACAACCAACGGCAACAACAACAACACUCCUCUAACCCCGCCAUACGACGACUAUCCAAUCGGGGAUGAACACCUGAUGAGUCGUCAUGGUUUCGAUGCUCGCGGUGUCGCCGGAAACGGAUCGCACCGCGUCGACUCCUGGAUCGAACUAUGGGAUUACGUGGGCGGCACCAGCUUCCGCGGGGUUGUCGCUGAGGAUAUGGAAACCGGGGAGAAGACGUUGAUGAUUUUUUUCGACGAGCAGAGCGUGGAGGGAAGGGAUUUGAAGAAGGCUCUUGUAGCCCUCAUCGAACUGGCCGACGGCCCCCUCGCCUGCUCCCACAUGGUCAUCUGCCUCGACCGCUCCAUCCCCGACCAUGAAGCGGUGCCUUUGAUGAAGGGGCUGCAAUGGGCCGGGUUUUCCAUGACGACUUUCGACUUUUGGUCUGGAGGAAAGACUUGUGACGUAGUGAGUGGGAGGUGGCUGUUUAUGGGCAUGGAGAUGUAAUCCACAUGGGACAGCGACUGAAUGGAAGUGUCAUGUGGAUGCAUUGGGUAGGAAGGGGAAGAGACGGAAGGAGGAACAUGGAGAAUUGUGGAGGAGGGGAGGAAUAACUGGCUGUGAAAAGCGGGAUUUCUUUGCAUCAUCUCCAAAAGUCUGUUUCUUUGUUUCUGUUUCUUCCAUCAGUUGUGCGUUUUCGUUACUCUUUUUUUUUCCACUUCUUCGUUGACCGGCUUCAGAGCAUAUGUCAGGUGCUGGAUGGCAUCAAGUUUGGGGAAAUGACUCAUCUUCUGGAUUGUAUGGAUGGACGGUUUGUUGAACAGGGAGAUUUCGAUUCACUGGCUGAUUGAUAGGAAUAACACAUU
Molecule: messenger RNA, 1313 nt
Organism: Neurospora hispaniola
Lineage: Eukaryota; Fungi; Ascomycota; Sordariomycetes; Sordariales; Sordariaceae
Product: ornithine decarboxylase antizyme-domain-containing protein
Exons: 3
Coding region: 1-954 (317 amino acids)
Biological process (GO): positive regulation of protein catabolic process
Cellular component (GO): cytoplasm; nucleus
Molecular function (GO): ornithine decarboxylase inhibitor activity
Source: RefSeq, a predicted model, not a curated record